Molecule: messenger RNA, 3006 nt
Organism: Phlebotomus argentipes
Lineage: Eukaryota; Metazoa; Arthropoda; Insecta; Diptera; Psychodidae
Product: arrestin homolog
Exons: 6
Coding region: 1223-2815 (530 amino acids)
Biological process (GO): G protein-coupled receptor internalization; signal transduction
Cellular component (GO): cytoplasm
Molecular function (GO): G protein-coupled receptor binding
Source: RefSeq, a predicted model, not a curated record
CGAGACUCCGUGGCGGAAUGUUGUGCGAAUUUUCCCGCUCGAUCGGUCUCUGGCAAGAGUGAUUCUCUCCCACUGUGAAAAUCCCUCCACAGGUGCGCGAAACCCAACACGGAUUUUCCCUCUACGCCAGGCAGAAAAGCGAAUUCCACUUCAGUGAUUUAGCAGAAAAAAAACCUUCUUGUGUGUGUGAAUAAUUUAAACGCUAUUUUCCACACCACCUUUUCUCACAUGUUCUCAACACCAUCGUCACAAAACGAAGGGAAGAACGAGCAUUUAAAUACCCGAAAACCCUGAUUUUUUCCAUCCACCCAACCAGUGCCAAAAAAUCGACAAAUUUCUCUUCUCUCAGGAGCCUAAUACCAUAUACAUAUUUUGUGCCACUCGCCGACUUGCUAAAUGGACUAAUUUCAAAUUCAAUCGACACUCAUGCAAAUGCUUCAAAUUGAAUUUAAAUAUAGGGCGGAGAAAAAAAGCAUAUUUCGAAGGUACUUUUCAUAUCCCACUCAGGAUAUCUUCCGCUCCACCGCAGAACCGAUAUUUCCAUCUCCACAGCGCAGAAGAGACGGCAAAAUCGGAGGGAAAUUAAUAGAAAAUCAGUGUUGAGUGUGAGAAGUCGUAGACUCAGAGCUUUUCCGUAACAAACAUUUAUUAAUAGCCAUAAUAUCGAGUGAGUGAGAGCGGAAGGCGCACGAAAAAGGACCUUCGGACGUGCGGCGGUCGAUUUAAAUCUCAACAUAGAACAAGCACUAAAUUGAGAUUUUGUGUCAAUCAACGGCAGGUGGUGAAAGAGUGCUCCGACGUCUGGCAGGUGAAAUACGACGACACAUUGCUAUCCACACAAUGUCGGAUAAAUGUGAGUGCCAGUUUAUAAGAUGGUCGGCAAAGCAUGUCGAGUGAGACGCAAAGGCCAUAUGCAAGAACGACUCCCGCCCACAGAAAGCAGCGCCUGCGAGGGAAAGUGUUACAGAAGGAGGUGUGAAGAAAAAAUAGACGAGAUGUGAAGUCAAAAGUGCUCCAAGUAUGAAAAUACAACAAUAUACUAAAUAAAAUAUCUUCUCAGCGCGCGGGAAACAAAAACACACCAGGAAAAGUUAGAAGAUAGAGAGAGAAAAGCUGUGCAAAUAGCAAGAAAAUACUAUACGCAUAGUCUUUUCUUCGACCGUGUGUUCGUGUGUACGAUAAAAUUAACCAUAAACACCAAUCUUCUUCACCACGAGCGUGUAUGGUGAAAAAAAUGUGCUCCACAUCAUCAGACACAACUGACGAUGAACAUGGCAUUUCGUCGGCACCACCCGCCCCCGCGGCCGCACCAGUUGAGACCACCAGAGUGUACAAGAAAACCUCAUCAAAUGCCAUGAUUACCCUGUAUCUGGCCUCACGCGAGAUGAUCCACAGAAUGGGGAGCGUUGAACCACUGCGUGGCGUUCUGUAUGCCGAUCCCAAGUUUGUGUCCGGCUUCAGGAUAUUCGGCCAACUCACGCUCACCUUCCGCUAUGGCCGCGACGACGAGGAGGUGAUGGGAUUGCGCUUCUGCAACGAAGCCAUCAUUGCCCUGAAGCAAAUUUGUCCGCAAGUCGAGACGGACGGUGAUCGCAAGGAGGAUUUAUCACCUCUGCAGGAGGCCCUCGUGGAGCGCCUCGGCGCUGGCGCCCAUCCCUUCACGUUGGAGGUGGGAAUCGCUCCACCCAGUGUUCAAUUAAUUCCCGCCAAGAGGUAUACCGGCGCCCCAAUUGGCACGCACUACGAUGUCCGCGUCUUCAUCGCGGACCCCCACGUGGACGAGAGCGUGAAGAGGCGCUCGUCUGUGCGGAUGGGCGUCCGACUGAUCCAUCGCGUCUCGGAGGAUGCAAAGUGCCACCAGCCACCGUCUGUGUGCACCACACCCUCGAAGGCCUCCCUGCCGCGCUGCCUCCGGCUUCGACUCAGUCAGAAGGCAUUCAAAUCACGUCAGGACUCCACCGACACCGAACCCUGCACCGGGGAUCAAUGGACGGGCAUUGAGGGACCGCACGGUGCAGUUGACAAACCAUUUUUGUGGGCAGAAGGACGAGUGAGUCUCAAAGCGGCACUCAAUAAAUCUGUUUAUCGGCAUGGCGAACAAGUUUCAGCAACUGUGGAUGUUCACAAUGAGAGUCGCAAGAUUGUCCGGAAGAUUCGGGUCUUUGUCGUGCAGCACGUUGACGUGUGCAUGUUCAGCAAUGGGAAAUUCAAGAACGUCGUGGCCGAUUGCAGCAUAUCGGAUCAGAUAGCGCCGGGUGAGACUUACCACAAGACCUUCCAUCUCAUCCCCAUGCGCGGUCCCACGAAGAACUGGCUGGCUGUGGAGAGCUCCCUGCAGGCGGGCAGCUUCGGCAGCAACAUGGGCAACCGCAACGGGCAGUACACAGUCAUCCCGGCGGCCGGCGAGAGCACCAUCCAGCAGGAGAUCGCCUCCAGCGCCCCGCGCGCGCAGCACCAGACGCCAGAGGAGCGCAACGUCUUCGCCAUCUAUGUGUCUUACUACGUGAAGGUGAAGCUGGCGCUGAGCGGCAUGGGCGGAGAGUUGUCUCUCAAACUGCCCUUCACGCUCGGCUACGCCGACAGUGACCCAGACGACGACAAGACCACCAAGAAGCAUUACUCCAGCAUCAUGGAGGAGGACUUUGAGCAGAUCAGCGAACCCGCCCUCCAGAGGAGGAACUCAGCGGGCGCCAUUCCGGGGUGCAGCAGCAAAAAGACAUCCGAAUCAGAGGAAAUUGGUGCUGUUGUUAGUGUUACCGAAGCCCAAGUGCAUCAAUCGAGCAGUAUAGAGACUAAUAAGAACCCUAUUGUAUAGACUUGUGCGUUCAUAAAGAGCAUUUUAAACGUAUAGCCAAAAGAUUAUCUUGUCCUUUAAUGUGCCAAAGUCUGUCCUUUCUGCCUCUGCCCGCAUACGAAUGGAACACAGAGGAGGGAUUAUAUGCACAUAUAAUCACAAAUCAGAGAAGACCAUCCAAUCAGCAUGUUCCGUUGAUUGCAAGGUACUGA